Aureococcus anophagefferens is the source of this 738-nucleotide messenger RNA. RefSeq lists its product as hypothetical. Gene Ontology annotation, cellular component: mitochondrion; cytoplasm. The coding region runs from base 1 to 738 and encodes 245 amino acids. The transcript is spliced from 3 exons. The record is from RefSeq and is a predicted model, not a curated record. Gene Ontology annotation, molecular function: ATP binding; AMP kinase activity. Lineage: Eukaryota; Pelagophyceae; Pelagomonadales; Pelagomonadaceae. Gene Ontology annotation, biological process: nucleobase-containing compound metabolic process.
AUGUUCACGGGCGGCGCGGCGGCGCCGAGGUUGGCGCGCCGCGAGGCGGCGACGCUGGACGCGGAGACGGACGCGCGGAGCGUCGUGAUCCUCUUCGGCCCGCCGGGCUCGGGCAAGGGCACGCACGCGCCGAAGCUCGUGGAGAAGCUCGGCGCGCCGCAGCUGUCCACGGGCGACAUGCUCCGCGCGGCCGUCGCCGCGGGCACCGAGGUCGGCAGGCAGGCCAAGGACGUCAUGGCGUCCGGCGGCCUCGUGAGCGACGAGAUCGUCGUGGGCAUCAUCAAGGACCGCAUCGCCGAGGACGACUGCAAGAGCGGCUUCAUCCUCGACGGCUUCCCGCGGACGGUAGAGCAGGCGAAGAUGCUCGACGACUGCCUGGGCGCGACGAAAGAGUGCGUCAACGCCGUCAUCGCCCUCGAGGUGCCCGACGAGAUCCUCACGGAGCGCAUCUGCGGCCGCUGGGUCCACAAGGCCUCCGGCCGCUCCUACCACGCGACCUUCGCGCCGCCGAAGAGCCUCGACGGCCGGAAACCGACCGAGGAGACGAUGCUCGACGACGAGACGGGCGAGCCCCUCAUGCAGCGCGCCGACGACACGGAGGACGCGCUCAAGGCGCGCCUCGCGGGCUACCACGACCAGACCGUGCCCAUCCUCGACCACUACUCGACCGUCGUCUCCAAGGUCGACGCGAACCAGGGCCUCGACGAGGUCUGGACCGACAUCGAGAAGGCCAUCUGA